Messenger RNA from Helicoverpa zea (corn earworm), 799 nucleotides. RefSeq names its product calphotin-like. The transcript has 2 exons. Lineage: Eukaryota; Metazoa; Arthropoda; Insecta; Lepidoptera; Noctuidae. The record is from RefSeq and is a predicted model, not a curated record. Bases 144 to 722 code for a protein of 192 amino acids.
ACUUUAAAAAGAUCCGCUACAAUAUUGCAAUAAAGUAAUUCCAAUUGCAAUAUACAUUUGAAGAUAAAAUUCAAUAUAAAUACUAUGACAAAAACUGCACACGACAAGUCGUCUCUGAAACGCGUCGCAAAUAAUCCACCAAGAUGAAAUACUUCCUGGCUAUCGCCCUCCUCGUCACCGUGGCUUCGGCCGCUAUGGUCAAGCCUACCCCGGUAAGCGCUGAAAUAGCCGAGAUCCAGGAGAUCAUCGCUGCUAUCCAGAGCCCCAGCACCGACCCCGCCACCGCUGUCGCACUCGAGGCUAUGCUCCUCGAUGUCCUCGGCAUCAAGCCCGAACCCAUCGCUGUCGGACCCGCAAUCGUCGACUUCCCCCUCCCUGAUGGUGGCAUCAUCCCUGAGCCCGUCCUCGCUCCCUCUCCUCUGCCAAUCGCUCCCUCCCCUGUGGCCAUCAUCCCCGGCCCUGCCGCCGCUGAGGUCGCCGCCAGCACUCCCCUGGUGCAGAUCAUCCUGAACAUCAACCAGGCUGCUGCUGGGUCUAACCCUAUCUCCGUUGGCCCCGCCGUCGUGCCCGGACCCGUCAGGCCUGAGCCCAUUCAGGUUGUGGAAUCUGCUCCUGAGCCCGUGCAGGUUGUGGAGGUUGCCCCAGUGCCCGUGGAGCCCGUCAUCAUCGGCACCCCCGUGCUUCCCGAGGCCGCCAUCACCCUCCCUGAGGAACUGAACUAAAAUUAAAGCACUGACCGGUUAUUGUAUCAAUAAAGUGUUCGUUUCUACAUGUGAUGCAAUAAAAGUGAUUUGCGAAA